AUGGCGACCGACGAUGCUCCUCAACCGGCCGGCGGUGCUCCCGCGAGGCAACCUGCCGACCUCCCGACUGGCGACAAGCCGUCAAUUUCAUCAGAGUCCCGCGCAGAUGGCUCAGCCCAGCCCGGUGCUGCAGUGGAAAAAUCACAGGAGGGCCGACGCGGCGACAGGCGCGACGACAACAGGCGAGGCGGCAAGUCGCGCGGACCGAAGCGGAAGCACGACGUCGGCCGGUCGGCGUGGAGCCGUGAGGCCACCGACAAGCGCGGACGCAAUGCCGAGUACCAAGAAUUCAAGCGCAGGAAGGUAGACAAGGACGGCAACCCUGAGACCACCGAAAACCCUUUUACCGCCGAAGAGAUCGCCGCCGAGGGUCGCAAGCCGAAGCGAAAGGUGGCCGUCAUGGUCGGAUACUCAGGCACGGGCUACAAGGGCAUGCAGAUCAACAAUGAGGAAAAGACAAUCGAGGGAGACUUGUUCAAAGCCUUUGUUGCUGCUGGAGCCAUCUCAAAGGCCAAUGCCGAUGACCACAAGAAGUCGAGUCUCGUCCGAUGCGCGAGAACCGACAAAGGCGUCCACGCUGCUGGCAACGUCAUCAGCUUGAAGCUCAUUAUCGAAGACGAGGACAUUGUCGAGAAAAUCAACGCCGCUCUGCCCGACCAGAUCCGUGUCUGGGGUAUCCAGCGUACCAACAACUCCUUCAGCUGCUACCAAACCUGCGACUCGAGAUGGUACGAGUACCUCAUGCCGACAUACUGCCUUCUGCCCCCUCAUCCCGACAGCUGGCUGUGGAAGCAGCUGGUUGAGGCCGCGAAGGAGAAGGGCUACUACGAAGAGUUCUCAAAGAAGCUGGCCGAUGUCGAGGGAUACUGGAGAAAGGUUGACGAGGAGGACAUCAAGCCGAUCCUCGAAAAGCUCGAUCCCGAGACCAAGGCCAAGGUGAUGGAGCGAAUCCACGCCGACGAGGAUGCGACCGCACAGGCAGACGAGGCCAAGUCCGCCCCCGAGACGAAAACUGAGGAGGCACCAGCCCAGCCCGCCACCACCGAGGAGAACAAGGCCCCCGCAGAGGUCCCCGAAGGAAGCGUCAAGCCCAGAAACCGCGACCUCACCCCCCUUGACUUUGCCCUGCGCGACAUCAAGGCCGCCUACAUUGCAGCCAAGAGACGUUACCGUGUUACCCCCGAGCGCCUCGCUCAGCUCCAGGAGGCCCUCAACAUGUACUGCGGCACAAUCAACUUCCACAACUACACCGUCCAGAAGAGCUUCAAGGACCCGUCAGCCAAGCGCCACAUCAAGUCCUUCAAGGUCAACAUGCAGCCGAUUCAGAUUCGCGAUACCGAGUGGGUCUCCACCAAGGUCCACGGACAAAGUUUCAUGAUGCACCAGAUUCGCAAGAUGGUCGGCAUGGCUUCCCUCGUCGUCCGUUGCGCCACCCCACUGAAGCGCAUCAAGGAGAGUUACGGUCCCACGAGGAUUGCGAUUCCCAAGGCUCCUGGUCUGGGUCUUCUUUUGGAGCGACCCGUGUUCGAUGCCUACAACAAGCGGGCGGCAGACAACUUUGGCAAGGAGACGAUCGACUUUGCGAAGUACGACGAGAAAUUGCAGGCCUUCAAGGAUAAGCAGAUCUACCAGCGCAUCUUUGAGGUUGAAGAGCAGGAGAACACCUUCCACAUCUUCUUCCAGCAGGUAGAUAACUUCAAGUCCGACUAUUUCCUGUGGCUCACGGCCGGCGGCAUCGAGGCUGGUGGGGUUCGAACCGGAAAGGAAGAGAAGGGAAGCAAGACCCUCGAGUCGGCGCUUGGUGACGAAGACGAGAACCCUGUCAACGGUGACGGUUAA
Molecule: messenger RNA, 1839 nt
Organism: Colletotrichum abscissum
Lineage: Eukaryota; Fungi; Ascomycota; Sordariomycetes; Glomerellales; Glomerellaceae
Product: tRNA pseudouridine synthase A
Exons: 3
Coding region: 1-1839 (612 amino acids)
Biological process (GO): tRNA pseudouridine synthesis; mRNA pseudouridine synthesis
Cellular component (GO): nucleus
Molecular function (GO): RNA binding; pseudouridine synthase activity
Source: RefSeq, a predicted model, not a curated record